Messenger RNA from Cyphellophora attinorum, 966 nucleotides. RefSeq lists its product as uncharacterized. The coding region runs from base 1 to 966 and encodes 321 amino acids. The transcript has 2 exons. Gene Ontology annotation, molecular function: metallopeptidase activity. Lineage: Eukaryota; Fungi; Ascomycota; Eurotiomycetes; Chaetothyriales; Cyphellophoraceae. The record is from RefSeq and is a predicted model, not a curated record.
AUGGAUGAGAUGAUGCGCAAUUUGCUGUGGGUACUCCAGGUUGUUGCACUUUAUCUGGACAGGUCCCAGAAGGAUUUGGGCACGCGUCAGGCUUACCUCCAAUGGUACAAAACUUUCAAGUACCAGUCUGGUCUCGUCUACCUCACAAGACAGCUGACGACCUUCGUGUCCGCAUUCGUUGCUCGAGAGCACCCGGACCUAGACGUCGCCCAAGCUACGACCGAGAGUGUCACCUUCAACUUCACCCAUAUCCACAAGGCUCCCUCAAAGUGGCAAGGCGAGGCUUGCUACCGACGCAGCUCCAAUCGAGCGAACAUUAAUUUUGAUCCGGAAAGCCGACUUCUGCCGGUGUCCACCCUCAACGACAGCGUUUUCCAGUCUGUGUGGGCAAAUAGCAAAAGUUCUGCCGAGCGAAUGGCCUUCAACUCUCAGGAAUUCACACUGCUGCAUGAGCUCGUCCACCUGUGUGAGCACCUGGCGAGACUGCAAGAUGGAGCGCUGGGUGCUUUACUCAACGCAGACUCCUAUAUGCUCUUUGCUGCUCAGGUGGCCUUUGAGUACGCUGGUGGAAUCUAUCACAACCCAUCUGGCUGGUACAACCGACGAACAGUUGUCGACAUCAUUAGUACACCACCGUCACAAUACACAACUCCAGCGGAAUGGGGGUUGCAACCCCAGGCGACGCCGCGCGCUGCAGGAUCACCAUCUGAGGUACAACCACGACCACCAUCAGAAUUGCAACCACAAUCACUAAGCCAAACAGCACCGAAGACUCUACCGCAAAAUCAAAAGCCUAAAUUGCUGAAGCCCAAAGUGCUGAAGCCCAUAACGCUAAAGGCAAAAGUCUCGAAGCUCAAAAUCGACAAGAUCGCAAUACACAAGCCAGAGAUUCAGAAGCCCAAGUUCCACAGGCCAUCACUUGGUGCUAAUCUCUUGAAUUCGGCACUUGGCUGUACAAUAUUAUAG